This is a messenger RNA of Rhododendron vialii, 1125 nucleotides long. RefSeq lists its product as uncharacterized. The record is from RefSeq and is a predicted model, not a curated record. Gene Ontology annotation, cellular component: endoplasmic reticulum. The transcript is spliced from 6 exons. Bases 188 to 805 code for a protein of 205 amino acids. Lineage: Eukaryota; Viridiplantae; Streptophyta; Magnoliopsida; Ericales; Ericaceae.
GGUCCAAAACCAAGUAUAAAAUUACGGGUUAGCCACAUAUGUGACCAAAUUUCUGUAUCACCCUACCUGCCCUCUUCUUCCCCGUCUCACUCAAAACCCAUCGUCAAUUCAAUACCACUGACCCUUCUUGAGAUUCUUCGAUCCGGUAAAUCUUUACGCGAAGCUGAACAUCAAGAACCACUCAACAAUGGCGACCCAGAUCACGAAACGCAUGAUCUCUCUACUGUUAGCUCUGUUCUUGGUCUCGUCGACGCUCGCGAGCUCAGACGCCCCCUUCAUCGUCGCCCACAAGAAGGCCACCCUCACCAGGCUCAAACCCGGCAUCGAACGCGUCUCCGUCUCCAUCGACAUCUACAACCACGGAUCUGCGACUGCAUUUGAUGUAAGUCUAACUGAUGAUAGCUGGACUAAAGAUACUUUUGAAAUUGUCAGCGGGAACACUUCAAUGUCAUGGGAAAGGCUUGAUGCUGGGGCUCUUGUAUCACAUGCGUUUGAAUUGGACUCCAAAGUGCGGACACUGUUUUAUGGUGCACCUGCAGUUAUCACAUUCCGUGUCCCCACAAAAGCUGCCCUACAGGAGGCUUAUUCGACUCCGAUUCUACCUUUAGAUAUUCUUGCGGAUAAACCUGCUGAGAAGAAGUUUGAUCUGGCAUUGUGGCUGGCGGCGACCAAACUUUCUCAGGCUAAGAGGUUGUUGGCGCAGUACGGGUCCUUGGUCUCCGUGAUCUCCAUAGUGACUUUGUUCAUAUACCUACUUGCAUCACCAUCAUCUGGUAAUGCAAAAGGUGGCAAGAAGAAGCGCUAAUCAUUUGAGAAGAUAACAACUGCGUGUCUGUUAUGCACUCGGUUGGAGGAAGUAAUCCCCCGCCCCACUGUUGCAGCAAUAGAGUUUGUUUUUAGUUUCCUUUGAUACUUUUAAGCCACUGUUUUUUGGAGCUUGUUGGAGGUUUUUUAGAAAUGAGAGGAACAGCGUUUUAUUCUGCUACUUAUAUUCGGGCAGCUGUUGGACAAAACAAAAGUAAAAUCAGACCUUAAGCUGCCUCUCAAUGCUCCAUCUGUAGUUCUCUGUACUUUACUCGGUCAGUGACCUCUGAUGAAUUUUGAACUUUAGAUACCGUUUUUGCA